CACACACACACACACACGCAGACUGAAGAUUAGAGCCGGAGUGUAACUGCAGAAGAAACACAACCUGCACCAGAAACUUCAAAGGAACUCACAAUUCUGAGAUCACACACACUUCACUACUGUUUCCUUUUUUAUAUACUUUAUAUAUUUUUACACAUUUUGCUUCGUUGUGGAAGUGUGUGUGUGUGUGUGAAGAAAGGAGGGAUUUUACCUCUGUUACGUCUGUUUGCGAACUUGGACUUUGAAACUUUAACUGAGAGGCUCAACAUUAAGGUCAGAGAUGGAAAGAUGGGCGUGGCACCUGGGUGUGUUUUUUCUAUUUUUCACCCUAAUUGGUCAUUAUGGUAUCAGUGCCAAUCGCUGUGCAGCGAGUAAAGCAACCAGCUGCUCUGCGUGUCUGCAGACCGGAUUUGGCUGCAUACUGCUCUGAUGAGGUGUUUGGGUUUGAUCGUUGUGACCUGCUGGAGAACCUGAACUCUAGCAGCUGUGCUAAGAUCGUAUCAGUUCACAGCUCCAGGUCCAUGGUGCAGAACAUUGGGAUUAAUAAGAACAUGAAACACUCCCAAGUGGCUCCUCAGCAGAUGAGGAUGACAUUAUUACCUGGUGAGGAGCACGAGCUGGAGAUUGAGGUGUUUGAGCCGGCUCGUGGUCCACUCGACCUUUACAUCCUUAUGGACUUCUCCAACUCCAUGUCUGAUGAUCUGGAUAACCUUAAGAGGAUGGGGGAUGAGCUAGCUCAGUUAGUUGGGACUCUCUCUGAUGAUUACACAAUUGGAUUCGGAAAAUUUGUUGAUAAAGUUACUGAACCACAGACAGACAUGAGACCAUCAAAGUUAAAGGAGCCAUGGGCGAACAGUGACCCGCCGUUCUCCUUUAAGCAUGUCAUCAAUCUUACCAGUGACAUCAGCAACUUCAGACAUAAUCUGCAGGGAGAGAGAAUAUCUGGCAAUCUGGAUGCUCCUGAGGGGGGAUUCGACGCCAUCCUGCAGGCCGCUGUGUGUCAGUCUCAGAUCGGGUGGAGGAAGCACAGCACCCAUCUCCUGGUCUUCUCCACCGAAUCUGCAUUUCAUUAUGAAGCCGACGGAAUAAACGUGUUGGCAGGAAUUUUGCAGCGGAAUGAUGAGGCGUGUCACCUGGACAGUAACGGUCUGUACACUCAUGCCACGCGGCAGGAUUAUCCUUCCGUCCCCACACUGGUGCGGCUCCUCGUCCAGAACAACAUCAUCCCCAUCUUCGCCAUCACCAACCACUCGCUUUCAUACUACGAGAAACUGCUUCAUUAUUUCCCCAUCGCUGAACUAGGAGUUCUGACAGAUGAUUCCUCCAACAUCCUCAACAUUAUUAAGAACGCCUUCGACAGUAUCCGUUCAAAAAUUAGCAUCCAGGCUGAGAACAAACCAAGAGCCAUCGGUGCUCAGAUCCUUUCAGCAUCUGGAGUGGCAUCGGAUUACGGAAACUUCCGCAUCCAACCGGGAGAAAUUGGUAAAUUUAAAGUGCGCCUGAACGCUAAGACGAGUGUGAGUGACAAACCUGUGUGCAGCCUCAACACUAACGACCGUGAGGGCAUGAUCAGGGUCAAACCCACCACGUUUAGCUCUGCUCUUCAUAUCCAAACUUCUGUUCUCUGUGAAACCUGCGAAUGUGAACUGACUCCGACUCGGAAAGCACAGAGGUGUAACGGUAAUGGAGACCUGGUGUGUGGAACCUGCCGCUGUUACGAUAAAUGGUUGGGGCCGUACUGUAACUGCUCGUCUCAGGUGUCCUCAGACUCAGGUGGGUGUGUUGCCCCGGGGACGAGCAAGCCGUGUAACGAGAGAGGAGACUGUCUGUGUGGGACGUGUCUCUGCUACAACCCAAAUCAGUACGAUGGGCAGUUCUGUCAGUACGACAGAUCACAGUGCGGCAGAUCAGGAGGAUUCCUAUGUAACGAUCGAGGCAGGUGUUUUAUGGGAAAGUGUGUGUGUGAUAGUGGAUGGACAGGAAACGCAUGUGAGUGUCCUCUCAGUAAUGCAACCUGCCUGGACAAUAAAGGGGGUUUGUGUAAUGGUCAUGGGUGUAAAUGUGGACGUUGUGAGUGUGAAUACUCUGGAUUAGUGCUGGGAACAACAUGUGAACCAAAUUUCCAGGCACAACUGGGAUGUGAGAGCAGAAGGAGUUGUGUACAGUGUCAAGCCUGGAACACCGGAGAGCUAAAAGGAGACAAGUGCAAGAGCUGUCCAUUUACUAAAAAAGUGGAUGAACUGAAGGACAGAGAUAAAGUGAUAGAGACAUGUGAGUAUCGUGAUGAAGAAGAUGAUUGUACGUAUUACUACACAGUGAACUAUCCUCCUAAUCCUACUGAUAAAGAACAUGAGGUGGAAGUGCUCAAGAAAAAAGAAUGUCCUCCUGGAGGUUUUCUCUGGUUGAUUCCUCUCAUCAUGUUCCUGAUGCUGUUGUUGGGUCUCCUGCUGCUGUGUUGCUGGAAAUACUGUGCAUGCUGCAAGGCGUGUUUGGCCAGGUUUUGUGCCUGCUGUCCGUGUUGUGCGAUGGGUCGAAUGGUGGGAUUUAAAGAAGAUCACUACAUGCUGCGUCAGUCGUUGCUGAGCUCAGAUCACCUGGACACACCCAUGGUCCGGACCGGGCCGCCCAAGAGCACAGACGUGGUGCGCUGGAAAGUGAAAGAUAACGUCCACCGUGGACCGAACCAUCCUCAGAACCAGACCCAACCCAAUCCUAAAGAAAUCAUUGAUUUCCCUCUGACACUGCGGCUCCUCAGACAGUUUUCUGAAGAACUUUCACACCCAGAAGCUCGUAACACUGAAACUCUCAAACAGCAAGUGGAGGAAAAUCUAAAUAACGUAUACAGACAAAUUCCUGGAGCUCAGCGAGUGCAGAAAACUCGAUUCAGGACGCAGAGAAAUGCAGGGAAGAGGCAGAACAACACCAUCGUGGACACGGUUCUCUCGGCUCCACGCUCCAGCUUCCACGACAUCCUGACUCUGACAGAUAAACAGGUGCAGGCUGGAAAUUUCAGUGAGAUGAAGGUGGUACCUGGAUUCUACACCGUCGCUACAGACAGAGAGGCGAUGGGGGCGGUGGAGCUGCGAGGUGUGGAGUCUGUGGAUGUUCGGGUUCCACUCUUUAUUAAAGAUGAGGAUGAUGAUAAGAAACAGUUGCUGGUGGAAGCCGUCGACGUUCCUGUAGGAAUCGCAACCAUCGGAAAACGUCACGUCAAUAUCACAGUGAUUAAAGAACACGCUAAGAGCAUUCUGACGUUCCUCCAGCCCUCGUACACAUUCUCCCGUCAGGACGGCGUCGCUAACAUCCCAAUUAGCCGUGACAUCAUCGAAGAUGGUCGCACUCAGGUCACUUACUGCACCCGUGACCUCACCGCUAAGGACAAGAAGGACUACCUCUCAGUGGAUGGAGAUCUGAUGUACCAGGCUGGAGAAACUCAGAAGAUGGUCCCAGUGAAGCUGUUGGAGCUCGGGGAGGGAGAUUCCCUGAUCGAUAAACAGCCCAAACAGUUUGUGAUGGAUCUGAGCAACCCACGCCAGGGUGCUAAACUCGGCAAAUACCCACGAACCACCAUCAACAUCGCCGACAAGCCAGAUCCAAGCGUGAUCAUGUUCAAAAACAGCACUCAGACCUUCAACAUAUCGGACGCGCUCUACACCGUUCCUGUGAUCCGCACUCAAGGUCUGGAAAACCCUUCCACCGUUACCUGGCGCACAAUUUCCUCCCGCUUCAACCUGUCCGGCCCACUCAAGUUCGCUCCAGGAGAGAUGGAGAAGAACAUCGUGAUUGACACUCGCACACAGCAGGUUCCCUCCAAACCAGAAAACUUCCAGCUGGAGCUGUACGACCCGAGUUCUAACAGCCUGGUCCGAGACCGGAAGACCACACAGGUCAACAUCAUUGAUCCUAAAGGAGAUUUCUUUAUAACGUCUGGAACUAAUCCUAUUAAAGCCUCAUCUCCUACUGGGCGAAUCCUUCCUCCGGCCAACAUAGAAACUGUUGCUACAGGCCCUAAAAAGAUCCGCCUUAACUGGAACCCUCAGUCUGGAGCCAAGGGCUAUAAGGUGAAGUACUGGAUUUAUGGAGACCCUGAAGCUGAUGCUCAGGUGGUGGAUGUUAAAAGCACUCAUGCUGAAUUGACAAAUCUUUACCCGUUCUGCGAUUACGAGAUGCGUGUGUGUUCAUAUAACGCUCAGGGAGACGGAGACUACAGUGACAUUGUACAGUGCCAGACUCUUGAGGAUGUCCCAAGUGAACCAGGCCGUCUGGCUUUUAAUGUCAUUGGCCCGACUGUCACUCAGCUGAGCUGGGCAGAACCAGCAGAACCCAAUGGUGUGAUCACAGAUUAUGAAGUUGUCUACACCCCCAUCAAUGAGGACAGCAAACCCACUGGACCUGAUAAGAAGGUGAAGAUCGACAACCCAAAGAAACGCAUGCUGCUUAUUGAGAACCUACAGCCUUCCCAGACGUACCGGUACAAAGUGCGUGCUAGCAACAAGGUGGGAUGGGGGCCAUACAGAGACGCCACCAUCAAUCUGGCAACCCAGCCACACAGACCCAUGUCCAUUCCCAUUAUUCCUGACAUUCCGAUCGUGGAUGCAGAGGCCGGUGACGAUUACGACAGCUUUCUCAUGUACAGUAAUGAAGUUCUUCGUUCACCCACCGCCAGCAGCAGACCUAGCGUGUCUGAGUUCUCUGAAGGCAAGCGGUGGAAGCACGUUAAGCUUGUUGGAUCAGACCUGGAUCUCCGUACUGUCUCCUGGAAACUGCCUGCUGAUGUCAUCCCCACACGAAGCACAGGCACUUUGGAAAAAGAUGAUCUUCUGGCCACUGCUCAUUCCCAGUCCCCUCAUCCAACCGGCCUUUGCAAGAACCCUCUACAUGGUGUCCGUUUUGAGAAUUCUGUUCAAGGUGGCCAUUACCAGAACCUUCUACAAGACCAGAUCAUGAAUGGAAAAUGGGAUCAAGGGUUUUUGUUCCCAGGUGGUGGAAGUGGUUCCCUGUCACGUAACAUCAGCACCACAAAUACUUACAUAACCAGCAAAGGAGAUUCUGUGCCUCGCAAACAUGACAUCCAUACCGAGGACGUGAUCUUGAGAAAACGUUCGGAAAACAGGAAUUAUUAUGACAGUGAUGGAAUCAGAGACUCCAUUGUGAUGAGUGACUUGACUGGUGGAUUCUCUGACAUUCUGAGCGGCUCUAGCUUCAGCCAGACUACAACUACCAGCUACAGCCUGAACUCCCGUGUUCACAAUCGCUCAGAUGACAUCAACGAAGCUCUGCAGAACCUGGACAGGGUUCUCCAGGAUACUCGGCUGCAGCGUGGUGUCCCGGAAACCCCGAGCAGGCUGGUGUUUUCAGCUCUGGGCCCUACAGCACUGAAGGUCAGCUGGCAGGAGCCCCACUGCGAAAAGCCCAUAUCAGGAUACUGUGUUCUCUACCAGCUCCUCAGUGGAGGAGAAAUGAAGCGCAUGGACAUCACUAACCCUGCGCAGAACUCUGUGGUAGUUCAGGACCUUCUGCCCAACCAGUCGUACCUGUUCAAGGUGAAGGCUGAGAGUCAGGAGGGUUGGGGUCCGGAGCGAGAGGGAGUCAUCACCAUCGAGUCUGCAGUGGACCCCAAGAGCCCUCUUAGCCCCGUGCCAGGUUCUUCAUUUACUCUAAGCACACCGAGUGCUCCAGGUCCCCUGGUGUUCACCGCACUGAGCCCCGAGACUCUGCAGCUCAGCUGGGACAAACCACGGAAACCCAAUGGCGAGAUCCUGGGCUACGUGGUCACCUGUGAACAGCUGCAUGGUGGAGGAGAUCAGCGCUCGUUCCAGCUGAGUGGGAACUCGGCUACGUCCCUGACCGUCUCUGAUCUGACUGAAAAUGUCCCGUAUAAAUUUAAAGUUCAGGCUCAGACCACACAGGGCUUCGGGCCGGAGAGAGAGGGAAUCAUCACCAUCGAGUCUCAGGAUGGUUCUAUGGGUCAGUACGGUGGUCAGUCUGUGAUGAGGAGAGAAGUGUUUAAUUUACCAUCACAGAGCUCAACACAUACAACACACACCAUGUUCACGGAACCCUUCACCACCCCAGAAGGUAUUAUGAUGUCGAGCAGACAGGUCACACAGCAGAUGAGUGGCAGUGUUACGCGUCAGGUGGAGAUGGUGCAGAGAGGAGUGACAUCCACCGUCACCAGGAAACAAUAUUACGAAGCCUGAACACCAAGAUGAUGCAGACCUGGUGUUCAAUAACGUUACAUAAUGUCCUGCUGCACACACACACACACACACACACACACACACACACACACACACACACACACACACAUCCAAACAACACACCUGUGAGACUGAAAGUAAUCUGAAAGGGUUUGUGUGUACAAUGCAGUGAUUUUCCACAUUCAGUGCUGAAGUUUUUCUGAAACACAUGAAAAACUUGAACUUUGAACUUGGUGUAAUUUUAUUAUUCUGGUGUAAAGAACACACCGAGGAGGAGUUAAAAUCACUCACUGGCUGAUUAGAAUUUCACUUACGUUCAAUUUUAACUCAAAUACGUUCUUAAAAUAAAUAAUGAAUGAAUUGUUAAAAUGACGACGUGGCACUUCACCUCCUUCCACUUCAGUGCAGGCUCUCAGUGUUGAGAUGAUCAGGACCGUUUAUAUUACAACACCAUCACCAAAAACGCCACUUUCCCUAACACACGCAAGCACCACCACCACUAACCCCACCAAUUCCAACACCACCACCAACAUCAGCACCACCAGAAACACCAAAAUCACCACCACCUCUAACACCACCAUCAGAAACACCAAUACCAACAUUAUCACCACCACCAGCACCCCAGAAACACCACCACCAUCAAUCACUUUAACUGUCAAAACUUUAUUGAAUGUAAAGAAAGUAUUUUGUGCUUUUUUAUAAUUAUAGUUUUAUGUAUGCACUUAUUCCUUUAUCUCAUAUUUUCUGUUUGCGUUGUUUUGAGCAUUUUGGUUGGAUCAUUUGUAUUCUACUUUAUUUUGUUGAAUAUAAUGAGUUAUUAUACAUUUAAUGCUAACUGAACAGACCAGAGAUCAACAGCGCCAUCUACUGUUUCAUUUACUUACUGUUGGUACUGACUAAUCAGAGACCAAAAUUUCAUCACAUGACCGUAAUAAUUUUGGCUAAAAAUCAAGCCGCUAAUAGACACACCUGACAAAAAGCACUUUUAUAUAAUAACUAUUCAUAAAAACAAGUUAGGAAAGUUUUUAUAGUAAAAUAAUUAAAUAAUUUGUCUACAACAAAAAAGUUUAAUAACUUAGUUAACAUGCUAACAACUAACAAACUGCUAGCUAGCUAAUGUUAGUUUGCUAGCCAAUUGGCUGAUGAGUUGUUACAUUUAUUCUUCAUUUAUUUAUUUUUCAUUAAAAUAAAAUAAAAACAUUAUUAAUACAUGCCAAGUGUCACAUAAUUCCACAUAGAAUUCGCUAUAUUUUCAGAAUUUUGCUAGUUAGCCUGUUAGCUCAAUCCCCACAUCAAGCUCUUUUUAAAUCUUAUUUUUCUUUAUAAGUAAAACAUUUUUUUGUUUAGUUUAUAAAGUUUCUCCCAGAAAAUUCCUUUUCACACAAACUAUUACAAUCUGUAUUAUUUGAACUUUAUUUUACUGUUUGCAUGUUUUUUUGUAAUCUUUUUUAAUGUUUUUAUAUAAUAAGCAAUUUGAGUUUCAGUUGCAUUAAAACGUCUUUCUGAUGAAGAGUUUCUUUGUUGCAUGUAUAAUAGGGUGAAUUCUGGGUUAUGUGGAGGAAACCUGCUCCUGAGUUCACGCUUCUCCUCUUAUUAGCUUUAUUUGAAUUAUCAUUAGAUUUAAUUAUUUUCAGCUAAAAUCUUAACAUGAGGAUGAAACCCCUGUGCUGCUUCAGUGGCAUUUCAGCUUUGUUUCAUCUGAAGCUGAUUUAUAUGAAGUACACAGUGAAGCUGAGGGAAAAAUGAUAAAGGAUUCAUUUUAUUGCUGCUUAAAUAAACGCAGGGUUUUUGUUUACUUUCUGUGAAAGAAUCUUCACCUCAAUUUAAACAUCACUUCUGCUUUCUUCAUCAAAAACCUGCAAAACUCAAAAAUCUGAAAAACGGUUUUGAGAUGAAAUGUAGAAUUGCUUUUUAUAUUCCAGCUCGUGAAGCUGACAGGAAGUGAGACUCGAAGUUUGUGCUCAUGUUAAUAUAACAGUCUUUAUUUUUACACUGGAGACGUUACAAAUUAAAUUUAAUACAUUCAAGUGUGAAAUUAAAAUACAGACCAUAUAAUAUUCAGAUGUUACAACAAACAAACAAACAAACAAACAGGAACAUAGGAAGUGCUCCAGUCUUCAUUUUCCAUUUCCUGGUCCUUUAUUACAGAGUUUUAUCAUUUGUAAGAUCACCUCUGUGUUCAUCACACACGCUUCCCUACACACGCUUCCCUACACACGCUUCCCUACACACGGUUCCUUUGUCCCUGCAGGAAAAGAUCCCCUGUGCAAGUGUUUUUCUCUCUCUGGGUUUGAAGGUUUUGUUUAUUAUUGAUUAUGAAGAACUCUGUUCCCUCAGAGUGAAGGAAAUACAAACAACACAAAAGUCUUACACACUGUGUUCGUGUCCCAAUCCACACACACUACUGACCCACGCAACCCUGCCUAGUCUUUAACAGCCAAUCUGCAUUCUGGGUAACGUGUAUCUAAAUAAUAAACAUAAAUAAAAAAGUUUCGCCCUCAUUCUCUACUUACCCCUGACCUUCUACACCACACAUGAACACAAAGUUCACAUUAAAUGUACAAAAUAUAUGUACAAAUUUAUAUAAAUAAAAAAAAAAACUCAUUAAAAACAAUUCAGAGAAACAAUAAGGUUAACUGUGUGUGUGUGUGUGUGUGUGUGUGGGUGGGGACUGGGAGAUGAAAUGAAUAAACACACUGAAUUGAGUGUUAAAGAGGUAGAGAGUUAAACUGGUUUAUUAACACACACACACACACACACACACACACACACACACACACACACACACACACACAGCUUUAAU
Silurus meridionalis is the source of this 9003-nucleotide messenger RNA. It is a transcript of the gene itgb4, whose product is annotated as integrin, beta 4. The record is from RefSeq and is a predicted model, not a curated record. Gene Ontology annotation, biological process: cell adhesion mediated by integrin; cell communication; cell-matrix adhesion. Lineage: Eukaryota; Metazoa; Chordata; Actinopteri; Siluriformes; Siluridae. Gene Ontology annotation, molecular function: integrin binding. Gene Ontology annotation, cellular component: membrane; cell surface; focal adhesion.